AUGGCUUACAAUCAAAACUAUCAAUCCGCACCUCCUCCAGGCUAUCAGCACAAUUACGGACCAUCACUUGGAAAUCCUGGUGGGGCGCCUCCGACUCAAGGAUCCCAAAAUAAUCAAUCUGGACCUGCAGGCCAACCAAACUACCAAAGCGGACCUCCGAACGGAGGGGGUGGUUGGAGCGCACCGCCACCUCCAAAUGGUGAACCACCACUCCCUAAUGGCUGGAGAAAAGAAUGGAAUGCCCAGUACAAUGCCUGGUAUUAUGUCAACACAUUAGUCCAACCACCCCAGUCCCAAUGGACCCCUCCGAACCCGGUCCCACCCCCACCAGGUUCUCAAUACGCUCCCCCUGCUGGCCCACCUCCUUCUGCGGCAGCCCUUCCUCCCACUGAUCAGAAAGUCGCAGACAAAGAUGGCCCGAAUGGCCCACCUGGACCCCCAAUGGGGAGCUACGGGGCAGCUCCAGUCCCUACUUCGAAUGGAAACUGGGGUGCCCCCCCGAACAAUUAUGGUCAACCUCAAGGAACCCCUCAACCGGGUGGCAGUGUUCCGUUUGGUGGGCAGAAUCCCGCAGAGAAGAACGGCCAGAAUGUCUAUUCCGCGCCAACCGGCCAGCCAGCCCCUUUAUCUAAUUGGGGACCUCCUCCCAACAACUACGGGCCGCCAUCGGGCCCCGCUCAAGCAAAUAACUAUGGCCCUCCUCAGAACAACUACGGGGCGCCUCCAGCUAACAACUAUGGCCCUCCCCCCAAUAACUAUCCUCCGCAAAAUGGUUAUGGCGCCCCACCACCGGCUAAUGCUCCACCUCCCGGAAGCUAUGGUCACCCAGGAGAUGUGAAUGCCCCUGCUGGUGGAUACGCCCCUGCGCCUCAACGAGGGCCUUCGGCGAAUCCUAUGGCCAAUGCACCACCAGCACCUGAUGCGAAAAAGAAAGGCAUGCUCGGAGCUGGUCUUGGGGUGUUAGGUGGCUUAGCAUUGGGAGCUUUCGCGAACCACGAAUGGCACCAACAUGAGCGACACGAAGAAGAAAGGCAAGAGGAGGCAUACGAAGCCGGAAUCCACGAUGCCCUCCGAUUUUGA
Puccinia triticina is the source of this 1080-nucleotide messenger RNA. RefSeq lists its product as uncharacterized. Lineage: Eukaryota; Fungi; Basidiomycota; Pucciniomycetes; Pucciniales; Pucciniaceae. The record is from RefSeq and is a predicted model, not a curated record. Gene Ontology annotation, molecular function: protein binding. The transcript has 6 exons. The coding region runs from base 1 to 1080 and encodes 359 amino acids.